Molecule: messenger RNA, 3430 nt
Organism: Ictalurus punctatus (channel catfish)
Lineage: Eukaryota; Metazoa; Chordata; Actinopteri; Siluriformes; Ictaluridae
Gene: ece1
Product: endothelin converting enzyme 1
Exons: 18
Coding region: 525-2822 (765 amino acids)
Biological process (GO): peptide hormone processing
Cellular component (GO): plasma membrane
Molecular function (GO): metalloendopeptidase activity
Source: RefSeq, a predicted model, not a curated record
AUGUGCUCUCUCUCUCUCUCUUCCUCUUUCACGUCUGACCACACACAUUCGCACACCCUUAUUUUUUCAACACACACACAAGUCGAUCAAGUCUUCUCCCCUUUCUGUUUUUCGUGAGUGCCUUGCCCAAUAUGGACUGUCAAAGCUUACUGGGGGAAAGUUAAAAGCCACAGAAUUGCUUAACAACACCUGGGAGAGUAUAUCAUGCUCCCAACGUAGGGGUUAUUUCUGACAGUGCUUUGGAGUUUAAACCUGAGAGAGAGUUCACGAACUGUGGGGGAGAAAAAAAGGUGAAACUUUGGGCUCCGAGGAAGAGAUAUCAGGAGGUGGGGGAGGUGGAGGAAACAACCCCACACACUCUCACAUGCCGAAGACGGAGUUUGCUGGAGUUUGUUGCAGGGAUCCUUAUCUUGACUCCUCCUCAUGGAUCUUAGGAGAACCUCUAUCCCAAGGAAUCUCACAGAGUACAGCGGCUUAAAACAGACACAAACGCACACAGUGAACAGUUAGGACCUGAUUUUAGUAUGGAGGCACUGAGGGAAUCUUUUCUCCAUUUAACCUUCCAGAUGUCAUCCUACAAGCGAGCUACCUCAGACGAAGAGGAGCUGAUAGACACCACCCCUGAUGGAGUGUAUCAGUCUCCAACCGUGCAGGUGCUGGGGCAUGGACUGGAGACCAGGUGUUGGACUGAGCGAAGCCAUGUGGAGAAGAAGCUCCUUGUUGUGGUGUGCGGGCUCACGCUGGCAUUAUUCAUCUGCAUCCUGACACUGGGUCUGCAUUAUAAUGAGACACACCCAGGGCUGUGUCUGACUCAACCAUGUGUGAGUGUAGCGGCGGCUGUAAUGGGAGCUCUGGACCGCUCAGUGGACCCAUGUGAUGACUUUUACAGCUAUGCGUGUGGGGGCUGGAUGAAGAAAAAUCCACUACCAGAAGGCAAAUCACGAUGGGAUACCUUCAGCAAUCUCUGGGAGCACAACAUGGCGGUCAUGAAGAAUUUACUAGAGACCCAAGGUCAGCAGGGCCUGAGUAAAGCUCAACAGAAGGCCCUGAAAUACUACAAAGCCUGCAUGAAUGAAAUCAAGAUUGAGGAGCUGGGAGCCCGCCCCUUACAGGAGCUCAUCAACCAGACAGGAGGCUGGGCCUUGACUGGCCCCUGGGACAAGAACAACUUCCAGGAGGUUUUGCGCACCGUGUCCGCCAUCUACCGCACCUCCCCUUUCUUCACUGUGUUUGUCAGCACAGACUCCAAGAACUCCAGCAGCAACAUCAUCCAGGUUGAUCAGUCUGGACUGGGCUUGCCAUCUCGGGAGUACUAUCUAAACAAAACUGCCAAUGACAAGUAUCUCCACGCAUAUCUGAACUUCCUAGUAGAGCUGGGCGUCCUGUUGGGUGGCUCAGAGGAGACAUCUCGCACUCUGAUGCAGGAGAUUGUGCAGUUUGAAACCGCUCUGGCCAACAUUACGGUUCCCCAGGAGUUGAGAAGGGAUGAGGAGCACAUCUACCAUAAGAUUCAGGCUAAAGAUUUGGCAAGACUGGCUCCUGCGGUUGACUGGAUGCCUUUUCUCAAAGCGGUGUUUGCUCCAGUUGCUCUUAAUGACUCUGAGCCUGUGGUGCUCUAUGCAACGGAGUACCUCCAGAAAGUUUCACAGCUCAUUAGCGACACCAAUAAGAGCACACUGAAUAACUACAUGAUCAUGAAAGUGGUGAGGAAGAUGGUCUCCAUACUGGACCAGAAGUUCCAGGAUGCUGAGCAGCGUUUUCUUGAAGUCAUGUAUGGUGUCAAGAAGAGCUGCACUCCUCGCUGGAAACUGUGCGUCAGUGACACAGAUAGCGCGCUAGGCUUCGCCCUGGGGGCUCUAUUUGUCAAAGCCACCUUCGCUGAAGACAGCAAGGCCUUUGCUGAAAAUAUGGUCUCAGAAAUCAAAUGGGCCUUCGAGGACAGCUUGAAACACGUGAGCUGGAUGGAUGGCGAAACCAAAAAGGCAGCCAAAGAGAAGGCGGAUGCGAUAUACAAUAUGAUCGGCUACCCAAAGUUCAUCAUGGAUCCCAAGGAGCUAGACAAAGUGUUCAAUGAAUUUGAAGUCGUUCCAGACUUAUACUUCCAGAAUGUCAUGCAGUACUACAACUUCUCUGGCCGGGUCACAGCUGACCAGCUGAGGAAAGCCCCAAACAAAGAUCAAUGGAGUAUGACCCCACCUACAGUCAAUGCCUAUUACAACCCCACCAAGAAUGAGAUGGUACUUCCUGCUGGUAUCCUUCAAGCCCCCUUCUACAGUCACGCCUGGCCAAAAGCCCUGAAUUUCGGUGGCAUUGGUGUCGUUAUGGGUCAUGAGCUGACUCAUGCAUUUGAUGAUCAGGGAAGAGAAUAUGAUAAGGAUGGUAACUUGCGCUCCUGGUGGAAGGACACAUCAGUGAAGACAUUUAAGCAGCAAACCCAGUGUUUGGUGGAGCAAUACAGCAACUACAGCAUCAACAACGAACCGCUCAAUGGCGCGAACACUCUUGGCGAGAACAUCGCUGAUAACGGCGGCCUCAAUGCAGCUUACAAGGCCUAUGUGAACUGGAUACAGAAGAAUGGGGAGGAGGCUACGCUGCCCGCUCUGGGGAUGACUAAUCAUCAGCUGUUCUUUGUUAGUUUUGCCCAGGUGUGGUGCUCAGUGCGGACCCCUGAAAGCUCUCACGAGGGUGUAAUCACCGACCCCCACAGCCCCUCACGCUUCAGAGUCAUUGGCACCAUCUCCAACUCCCAUGAGUUCUCCAAACACUUCGGCUGUAAGGAGGAUUCGCCAAUGAACCCUAAGCGCAAGUGUGAACUCUGGUGAUCCCAUCACCACAGUUUGAUGCAUCCCAGGAACCUGUGCUUUGCUCUCUCGCAAAGCCCAGAGGACUUGUAUUUAAAUGUGUUUUAAAAUAGGGCUCGAUUGUAUUCUCAUUGGGACUCAAGAAAAUCUCUUACACUGGAAAGACUACUGUAUGUUUAACAUGGGAGAAAGAACUGGGGUUGUAAAUAUAUGCGCCUUUAUUUUUUUAUAUGCUAUUAUAUUUUACGAGGAGAUUAUUUCUGUUCUUCUUGUGUUACAAUGUUGUAUAUUUCACAGUUUGAUCACUGAAUCAUGCCAUGUGUCAUACAAUGUUAUUGAAUGUAGUUUAUUACCAUGAACAAGAAUGGGUUCAGUUUGCAUUUCAUUACCAAGAAAGCAAAUUCUAAUUAUUCCCUUUUAUUUUUUUUUAUAUUUUUUUUUUAGAACCAUAGUGUAUUGCAUAAGUAUUCACCCCCCCCACCCCUACCAUCACCACCACCAAAAUCUGUUCCACAAUUUGUAAUGCUACAACAUGCAAAUGAAAAGGACCUAAUUGGGAUUAUAUGUCAAGUUUUUAGCUUGCUUUAAAUAAAUAAUUUGAAAAAAAUUAAAAAGGCAUAUUAUUAGCA